Molecule: messenger RNA, 1704 nt
Organism: Vitis riparia (riverbank grape)
Lineage: Eukaryota; Viridiplantae; Streptophyta; Magnoliopsida; Vitales; Vitaceae
Product: LL-diaminopimelate aminotransferase, chloroplastic
Exons: 10
Coding region: 61-1443 (460 amino acids)
Cellular component (GO): chloroplast
Molecular function (GO): pyridoxal phosphate binding; L,L-diaminopimelate:2-oxoglutarate transaminase activity
Source: RefSeq, a predicted model, not a curated record
GAAAACACACUGGAGGCUUUGAGGAUAGAGAGUGGCGUAUCUGUAUCUGCAUCCAAAAACAUGUACUCUCUCAUGUCUUCAUCGCCUUCUAUCUCUUCAUCUUCCUCCUCCUUUUUAGGCCAAACCCACUUCGAUUCCAGAACCCCAAAUGCUCGCCUUCCCACAAAAGAUAGUUGGAUAUGUAAAUGUGUGGCAACACCUCCCACAGAGACGACUGCUCACACGACAAAGGUCUCUCGCAAUGCAAAUAUGGCCAAACUUCAAGCUGGUUAUUUGUUUCCAGAGAUAGCCAGAAGAAGGUCAGCACACAUGCUAAAGUACCCUGACGCACAAGUGAUAAGCCUUGGAAUUGGUGACACUACUGAGCCCAUUCCAGAAGUUAUAACUUCUGGUAUGGCAAAGAAAGCAAAUGCAUUGUCAACACUAGAGGGUUACAGUGGUUAUGGAGCUGAACAAGGUGAAAAUCGCUUGAGAGCUGCAAUUGCUUCGACCUAUUAUGGUGACCUCAGCAUAGAGGAAAGUGAUAUAUUUGUCUCUGAUGGUGCAAAAUCUGACAUAUCUCGCCUUCAGGUCAUGUUUGGGUCUAAUGUUACAAUGGCAGUGCAAGAUCCAUCAUACCCGGCUUAUGUAGACUCAAGUGUUAUCUUGGGCCAGACUGGGCAGUUUCAGAAGGAUGUUGAGAAGUAUGGAAACAUUGAAUACAUGAAGUGUAAUCCAGAGAAUGGUUUCUUUCCUGAUUUAUCUACUGUUUCGCGAACCGAUAUCAUUUUUUUCUGUUCACCAAACAAUCCCACUGGUAAUGCUGCAACAAGGGAGCAACUGACCCGACUUGUACAGUUUGCCAAGGACAAUGGAUCAAUUCUAGUGUAUGAUUCGGCAUAUGCCAUGUAUAUCUCGGAUGACAGCCCAAGGUCCAUCUUUGAAAUUCCUGGAGCCAAAGAGGUUGCAAUUGAGGUAUCAUCAUUUUCCAAAUAUGCUGGGUUCACUGGAGUCCGUCUUGGUUGGACUGUGGUUCCAAAGGAGCUUCUAUAUUCAGAUGGAUUUCCUGUUGCCAAGGACUUUAACCGCAUUGUAUGUACAACCUUCAAUGGUGCAUCCAACAUUUCUCAAGCUGGUGGUCUGGCUUGUCUUUCACCAGAAGGCCUAGAGGCUAUGCAUAAAGUGGUCGGUUUCUACCAAGAAAAUACUAAUAUAAUCAUGGAGACAUUCACUUCUCUUGGUUUUAGCGUGUACGGAGGUAAGAAUGCACCAUAUGUUUGGGUUCAUUUCCCUGGUCAAAGCUCAUGGGAUGUGUUCAGCGAGAUACUUGAGAAGACCCAUGUGGUAACAACACCUGGCAGUGGUUUCGGACCAGCUGGUGAUGGUUUCAUUAGGGUUAGUGCUUUUGGUCACAGAGGCAAUGUUCUAGAGGCCUGCAAAAGAUUCAAGCAGUUAUACAAGUGAAGUGUAGUAUGAGAAUGGUUUCAGUUUCAGCUGCUCUCCAUUAUGCUCCAUGUUCUCUGUGAUAGCAGGACUGGAGCAGGAUUCGUAUCUUAUGUAUCUCCCUCAUUAUUUCUCAUCAGAUUUUAUUUUUAAUUUGGUGUAGAACCUAGUAACUUUUACAAAGAUUGAUUUUGAAUUGGUAUACCCUGAUCCAUUUGUAAGGCUCCAAAUUUGGUCACUGUUAUAAAAGUCACAGCUUGGAAAGCUUUCGUAGGGACAAAA